AUGUCUCGCGCGGUCCGGAUCGAGCUGCGGGACCUGAGCCUGGACGACCACAUAGACCUGACCGCGCCGCGGGUCCCCCGCUGGGGCCCCGGCAAACCACGGCAGGGCCAGGUGGUAAAGAUGGAGGGCGGCCGUGUCAUUUUGGGGGACCCCCUGCUGAGGGGCAGGCCAGGGGCGGGGCACCACUUCCGGCCCUGCAGCCACACCCAGAUGACCGGCUGCGACCUGUGUGGAGGCUUCAUCUGGGGCCUGUACAAGCAGAGUCUCCGCUGCACCUACUGCCGGUUCACUUGUCACUACCGGUGCAGAGCUUUCGUCCAAUCAGACUGCAUCCCUUAUACCGAUCAGUCAGAUUUUUACGAUGGCGUCGUGGAGAAAGACACCAAUGUGGAUGAGGAUGCUGACUGGGGAAAAAGUGAGCUAUCAGUCUCCGAGGCGGUGCAGAAGGUGAAGGAGUACAAUGUUCAGAUCAACGGCGACCUGCCCAUGGUGCUGAACAGAGACGGAUCCUACCGUGGCUUCAUAAAGGUCCACGUCAGGCUGGAUGGUUGGUCUGUCUCCCAGAACCCAAAGCAGCUGCACAUCAGCUCCUGCACAUGCGUGUGUGAAGUGAUCCAGGCGCUGCUGCCCCUGCUGGGCCAGGCCCAGGCCCCAAGGGUGGCCCUGUACGCACACACACGCUGCCUGGGCCACGAGCGCGUGUGGCGGCUGGGGCGGACGGAGAAUCCGCUGCUCCUGCGUCUGUGCGCGGGGCCCGGUGAGGACUCGCUCCGUCUGGAGCUGCAGGAACACCCGGCGCAGAUCAACUGGGACGCCUUCGCGUUGCCAGAGCUGGACAACUUCCUGCGCAUCCUGCGGUGUGAGGAGGAGCGGCGCGUGAGGCAGAUAGUGCAGCGCUACGGCCAGAGCAGACUCCGCCUGCAGGGGGCGCUAGAGUGCAGCGCGCCGGGCUGA
This is a messenger RNA of Conger conger (European conger), 954 nucleotides long. Its product is annotated as ras association domain-containing protein 1-like. Bases 1 to 954 code for a protein of 317 amino acids. Lineage: Eukaryota; Metazoa; Chordata; Actinopteri; Anguilliformes; Congridae. The record is from RefSeq and is a predicted model, not a curated record. Gene Ontology annotation, biological process: signal transduction. The transcript is spliced from 6 exons.